UACUUCCAAGAAACCAGCCUUCAACACUGGAGUGAUGCGAGAACAGACUCAGGCUUGGCGACGCAGCGCGAGAGACUCCCAGUUUGUGAAGGACCAGGUAAGAUAAAUUAUGACUCAGUUGUUCUGUUAAUGGCCUCCACCAAGAUUGCGGCAGUAAUUGCAGAGAUCCACGAAGUUUCCGAAAUCUCCAAGACUCAGACCAACAAGGAAUUGACAGGCUAUGCAGGCGUUUCUGAUUGGGGGAAAGAAGCUCUCGAGGCGCGUUCGGCGUUCCUCAACGCGAUGACUGUCAUCUGUGUCCUUGGAGCUGGCCUAAGCUACUCAUCCACAAUGAGUGCCCUAAGAGGAAACAUCUCGUACAUGUGCUAUUCAUUCGCCCUUUUUAUGAUCGGCCUAGUUGUUAUCACUUUAGUCCAAGUCGUGCUGACUUGGUGCAGUCAACGCUCAAAUUACCCCUUUGCAGCACCAUUCUUUUGGGAUUUCGUGAUCGACAUUCUACAGUGUGGGGCUUUUGCGACUGCUGCUGCAGCAAUCAUUCUCCUUAUGGUCUCCGUUCAAGUGCUCGUGGUUCCCAACAGUUCCACCAGUGAUGCGAUCCGAACUUUCUCGCCAAAACCAGCGGCAUAUGCGACAUACGCGGUAUGCAUACUUUGCUCCUGUUUACGGCUUACUCACAACCUUGCAGCUAUUUGGCACUAUUCUUAUUCUACUAAUCGUGGCUCUCUAUGUGUUUUGGUCCGCUAACGCUAACGGUUUCAAAUUCUUCUUGGCCCAGAGAUUCGUCCACCGCCGCCACAUGAGGACGAAAAGGCUAGAAGAUUUUGUCUCCUAUCCUGACUUUGAUGGAAUCUGACAUGUUACUAUGCACCCAAAUCACUAUCACCCCACCUGAUGUAUACCCCCCACUUUUGAAAACCCAACAUUUUAGAAUUCUACUACUGCCCUGUUUACACUACAAUAGUUAAUAAACCCAGCGACUGAGCGCA
This is a messenger RNA of Cantharellus anzutake, 986 nucleotides long. RefSeq lists its product as uncharacterized. The coding region runs from base 130 to 744 and encodes 204 amino acids. The record is from RefSeq and is a predicted model, not a curated record. NCBI's taxonomy places the organism in Eukaryota, Fungi, Basidiomycota, Agaricomycetes, Cantharellales, Hydnaceae. The transcript has 4 exons.